AUGGACUGUGAAGCGGUGCUAAACGGUAUUAGAGAUGCCGAUCGAGACUGGACGGAAUUUGGACUGGUAUGUAGGAGUAUCAAGCGCAUUCUUGGAGAGAUAGGAGGUGGAGAGAUUAAGCAUGUUUACCGGACUGCAAAUGCAGCGGCACAUAUUAUGGCACAUGUGAAAACUAGAUGGGAUGAGGUUGAGGUUUGGAUUGAUCGACCCCCUAUGGUUCUUCUCGACCAGCUUGAGCUGGACAAUGUAAUGGCUUCCCAUGAUUAA
Molecule: messenger RNA, 267 nt
Organism: Linum tenue
Lineage: Eukaryota; Viridiplantae; Streptophyta; Magnoliopsida; Malpighiales; Linaceae
Source: the annotation of a GenBank genome assembly